UUUCGGAGAUUAGUCGUCGAGAUCGUAAUAAAGAAAAUUUACCAAGGCCCAUAGAACUUUUUAAAUUACAUUUAGGCGAUGUGCCUGAAGUUCAAAAACCAAAAUUACCAUUCGGACUUUCUUCUGAAAAAGCUAUUACCGACUAUCUUCACAAGAUGGGAACAGAUUUUUUUAAAAUGGUGCGUUUAGUAGCCACCAUUCCUGCAGAGUUUACUGAAGAAACGAAGGCUAUUAUGAGACAAUGCAUUUAUGAUGCUAAUUUGAUUAGUAACAGUGGUACACAAAAUUUACAAUUCACUACAGAGCCCGAAGCUGCCGCUGUACACUGUAUGAAAGUGUUAAAUGACCAUGGAUUAAAAGCUGGAUCAACGUUUCUAAUUGUUGAUUGUGGAGGUGGUACAGUAGACUUGACUGUCCGAAAAUUAUUGAAAAAUAAUCAACUUAGUGAAAUCACUGAACGUACAGGCGGGUUUUGUGGUGGUAGUUAUGUUGAUAAGAAUUUUAUUAAAUAUCUUGAAGAUAAAGUCGGAAAAAAUGCGAUUUCAUAUCUACGAGAUAAAAAUUAUCGACAAUUUCAUUAUAUGAUUCACCAAUUUUGUGAAAGAGUUAAAAUCCCAUUCACUGAUAAUAUUUCAGACUUUAGGACAUUUGAAUUUGAUAUUGUAAAAUAUUGCCCUGCGCUUAAAAACUAUGUUAACGGUACUAUCAAAGAUGUAUUAGAAGAUGAAGACUAG
Molecule: messenger RNA, 734 nt
Organism: Racocetra persica
Lineage: Eukaryota; Fungi; Glomeromycota; Glomeromycetes; Diversisporales; Gigasporaceae
Source: the annotation of a GenBank genome assembly